AUGUGUGUUGAAGUAAGCAGAUCGACGAUUCGUAUCAUUUCUUCGGAUGUUCGACAUCGAAUUUGCGCAGGUCAGAUCGUAAUAACUCUCUCUGGAGCUUGUAAAGAACUAAUUGAAAAUGCACUGGAUGCGAAUGCGACAGUAAUAGAAAUUCGGAUAAAAUCAUUCGGAGUUAUAAGUCUUGAAGUAAUUGACAAUGGAUCUGGCAUCCACUCUUUCGAUUUUGAUUCUCUAUGCAAACCUCAUGCAACUUCAAAAUUAUCAAGCUUAUCGGAUUUUAAUCGACUUGUAACGCUUGGUUUCCGCGGUGAAGCUUUAAAUGCUUUGUGUGCUCUCAGUUCUGUUAUAAUCAUUACACGACAUGCUCUAGAAAAAGUUGGCACAAAAUUAGUUUUCGAUGGGAAUUUAAAAUUCAUCUUUUGCGGACAAUUUUUUUUCAAGAUCGGUACUACGGUCAUCAUCAAUAAUUUGUUUGAAACCUUGCCGGUGAGAAGAAAAGAACUAGAACGUUCAGGCAAAAAGGAGUUCACCAAGCUUUUAUACGCUAUUCAGUCAUUUGCGCUGUGUAGAAAUGAUGUACGCUUCUUAGUUAAUAACGAUAAUAAUGGGAAACACUUUCAAAUACUAGUGACUCCUGGUGAAAAAGCAUCGAUUACUGAUGUGAUGAUAAGUAUGUUCGGAGUUCGAGUGAACAAAAGUUCACUUCUAGAAAUAGUUCGGCGUGUACCAGAUGAAUCCAUCUUUUCUUUAUAUGGUGUUUCUGAGAAGCAAUGUCAUACCAUCGAUAUUAUCAAGAUUCAUGGAUUUAUUAGUUCUUGUAUGCAUGGACAAGGAAGAAGCAGCACUGAUCGUCAGUUUGUUUAUUUUAACAAGCGGCCUGUCGAUUAUCCAAAGCUGUGCAAAAUAGCAAAUGAAGUUUAUCAAACAUAUAAUCAAGGACAAUACUGCAUAUUUAUUUUGUUUAUUGAAGUGCCUCCAGAAUAUCUUGAUGUCAAUAUAUCUCCCGAUAAACGCUCAGUAUUCUUCGAAUAUGAGAAAGAACUUUUUGCUCUUCUUCGUUCUUCGUUACUUGCAACAUUUGAACCUGUUCUAGGGUGCACCCAAUCGUUAAAUGAUCGCUCAAAAAAUUAUCAGAGUGAAAAUUCAAGUGAUACCUUUUUUAUAAAAUUCUUAUAUCAUUUAUGUAGUAUCUCGGAUAGUUCUUUUGAUUUAAACGAUGAUGUUAGAAGAUAUACCCGCACUCAGCAAUCUUUGAAGUUUUCGAUGUCAUUUUUACGAAAGAGAUUGCAAAAGGUGCCCAAUAGAUGUUCGAAAAAUGAUUUUGGAUUAAUGGAGAUAAUUGGUCAGUUUAAUAAAGGUUUCAUUAUUGUUCGGCUUCGUGAUGAGCUUUUUAUCGUAGAUCAACAUGCCAGUGAUGAAAUUUAUAAUUUCGAGCGAUUUCAGAAAAGGGCAAAGAUACAAACACAACGACUGAUAAGUCCGCAAACGCUAGAUAUUGGAUCCGUAAGGGAAUCUGUCUUGCGCGAUAAUAUGGAAAUUUUCAAUUAUAAUGGAUUCAAUUUCAGUUUCAAUGAUAAAUUUUUACAUAAUUGGCAGUUUAAUACUUCCGAUAUUGAUGAAAUGUUAGCAGUGCUUAGUGAAUUUCCUGGAAUUAUGUACAGACCAGUAAAACUUCGACGAUUAUUUGCUUCGCGUGCUUGUAGAAAAUCGAUAAUGAUAGGAACUGCACUUAACACUUCCCAAAUGGAGAAAAUUAUUCGUCAUCUUGGUCGACUGGAUCAGCCUUGGAAUUGCCCACAUGGUCGUCCGACACUGAGGCAUUUAUGUACAAUACAUUACCGAUCUAAUUCAGAAGUUGGAUCUUGUUCUGCACCACACGAAAAAUAA
Messenger RNA from Dracunculus medinensis (Guinea worm), 1887 nucleotides. Lineage: Eukaryota; Metazoa; Nematoda; Chromadorea; Rhabditida; Dracunculidae. The record is from the annotation of a GenBank genome assembly.